AUGUCUUCGACCUUUGCUUUGGGCUGUGUGAAUUACUUGGUGGCCAGUCAUGCCCAGCCAAUAUUGCACUCAGUGCCGGUGGCUUCAAAGGAAUUCCAUUUGUCUCCGUGGAACUUUGACUUUUCCGAGCGAUCGAAGUAUGGGGAGAAGGGAAGGUUUCCGACCAACCUUCAAUUCAAGGCCCAUUUCCAGUCCUUCCUCCGCUCCUGGUAUGAAGCUCACAGGGAGCCCAUCGAUGUGCGCUUUCCAGCUGGCGCUGAUGUCAUCGAGCCUUUCUCAGUGCAGUUCGUGGAUGGUCAGAAUAAGAUGCUGAUCAUCCAAACGAUCUUAGCAUUGCUUGAAGACAUCAAGGCAAGUGAGAUUGAGCAAGAUGCUCACUUUACAGCGGUGCUGGCAUCAUUCCGCUACAUCCGGUGCAAUUUCACAAAGCAUAAACUCAAGCCCUCUUGCUUGGAUUUUGUCUUGAUCUUCCGAGAAGCUUCAAGGAUCAAGAGGUCGGCCUCGCCGCACAUGAGCCUGCGAGACUGUGUUUGGGCAGCUGGUGACUACUACAUUCCCGGAUCGAUCCCCGAUGGUGCUGAAGGAAUUUGGAAGGAAGCCCAGGCGUGGUCAAAGUUGAAAACAGAAGCGACUGAAUCAUCGGUGGUCAUGUGGGCAAACCGUGUGAUGUCGGACUACAACCGCAAAGCUCCCAAGAAUGCCAGUGCGAAGCAAAAGGUCCAACUUGGAAAAAAUUCUUCCAUUCUCGAGAAGAUCAAAGAGAUGUGGGAUCUUGGGGCUCUAGACUCAGAACUACGAGCUCACAUCAGAGGAAACGACCCUGGAUUUGACCUGACCAAGUUGGCGUUUUACGCAGAGGCGACUGGAUCAGUGCAAGAGGACCAUAUCUUGGAAGGACAAAGCGCGGUAUCGAAUGCCAGGAAGGCAUCACUCCAAGCAGCUUUUAACCUAUUCAAGACAUCGCUUGACAAUGACCAUGUCUUGCACGAGCGUCACAUGGCCGUAGCAAAAAGCGAUGAAGUGCGUGCGCGCAGCUCUGCCCUGGCUUCUUUGGAGGCAAGGGAUGGAGAGAAGGACAAGACCACAUCUGCCAUCGCUGCGAAGGUGACACCGUGGUUGCAUGAGACUCUGCAGGGGUAUGGUGCUGGUAUGAGGAGAAUGGAGUCAGAGAGGUUGAUUGGAUGGUGCAACUAUGUGACUGCUGGUGUGCUCAGCGCUGGCAGACUUGAGUUCACUGUCAACAUGUUGACCCAAAUGGCUCAUUUGCAUCCAAAGAACUUUGUGAGAGUUGUCCUUCUCCCGAACAGGCAAGAGAAGAAGGAAGAAGACGAUGACAUGGAUGACAAAGACCCAGGAACAGUGGACGCAAACAAUUUCCUGGACGAAGAAGACGACAAGGAGCAAGGGUCGGACUCAGCAGAGGCAGUGCUGCAUGAGUUCAUCUACAGGCUGAAGAACUAUUUUCUGGAGUCUGAUCGUUGCCUCCGCGUCGAAAAGCCCUUGAAAGGUUUCGCCUCAGAUGCCAGGUUGACACAAGUGCAAGAGCUCAAGCAGCACUUGGCCGGCUCCAGCAUCGUUGAGAAGUUUGUGACCAACCUUUGCGACCCUUCUGAGAACUUCAAUGUCAUCUUGGACAUGCUUGGCUAUGAUGGGUGGCCUGCAGCCUAUGCUUUGACUGAGAUCGCCAAAGGCAACAAGGUGUCAACGGGGACCAUUUGCCACACUUCCCACGAGACUUCAUUUGUUGGGGAGGUCAUUGCCAACAAAAUUUUCAGCAGUGCCAGGGAUGGGGCUUUGAAGAUCCCUGGCUUCCCUGACUUCUUGAGUUUGGUGAAGGACUUGAAGAACCGCAAUGUGUCAACAUCCGCUCCCCAGUACAAUGUUUGCACACCCCUGCCAGAUGGCACACUGGUUGUGAAAUCUGCCCUCAUCCAGCUUUGGACAGAGAAGAAUGAAUCAUUCCGGGAUGAGGCUGAAGCCCUCAUCAAAGACCACAAUGACAGAUUCAAUCCUCGGGGAGUCAAACGAGGGGGGGAUGCAUCCGAUUCCGAAAGGGCACCGGAAGAGCCAGCGGCAAAGAAACUUUGUGUUGACAAAACCAUGGCCCUCACUGAUGAAGCUUUGAUCGAGGAGAAGGUGACUUUGACGCUGGGCAACUGCAAGCUCAUCCUAGACAAGAAGGAAGAAGUCUUGUGGAUUGGGCCUGAAAAGCCUGGUCAGGCAAUUGAA
Molecule: messenger RNA, 2229 nt
Organism: Cladocopium goreaui
Lineage: Eukaryota; Dinophyceae; Suessiales; Symbiodiniaceae
Source: the annotation of a GenBank genome assembly